AGUGGCAAGUAGCUAAAGGUACUUGUCUAGGACAGUGAUGAUUUGGAACUGUUUUUGGCCUGUACAUUUAGAUUAGAAAUUUUCUCAAAGCUAUAACCAGGAGCCAGUGGGUUUUUUUUGGCCCAGAGAGUUGAGUAUUUGUCUUCAUAGCGCACAGCCAGUGAUUCUUAAUUUUUCUAUUAUCUGGGAGGAGAUGGGGUUAUGUGAGAGAAAGUGGGCCUGAAAGAAGGGAACUUUAGUUAUGGGGCUCUGGGGAUGGCUGCCAGGGCCUGAGUGAGUAAACAGAGAACUGUCUGCAUACACUACAGGUCAGCAAAAGACUGACUAUUGGAUACUAGUUAGGACUGACAUGAAGAGGGAAGGCUUCCAUGUUGGUGCACUGAACUAUCAUAGUUGCAGAUCUGUAUUCUUUUCAUGAUUUCUUUCUCCAUGGUCUUGGAUCCUUGAUUCAAGGGAUGAAAUUCUGGCUAUUUGGAGCCAACAGAAAGCCAGGCCAGUGGAGUGAGUACAAAGUCUAUGUGGUUCAUCUGGUGCUGCCAAAACGAGGAGAAACAGACAGACCCAGCUGAAGCAAAAGUUGGUGACCAUGGAAUACCAGGUCCUCCUCCCAUCAAGAGUAUCCCUACUGGGCAUAGUGCUUUGGCUAUUGGCAGCUGCACACUUUUCUUCAUGCCAUAAUAAUCAUGUCCAGAACCAUUUCUCAUUGUCCAAUCCAGAGAAGAACAAUAUCCAGGAAAAAAAGAAAGAGGCGUCAUCAGAACAAGAAUUUGACAAUGAAGACCUGAAAGUUUUUUAUCCCACAAACCAAUGGCAGACCCUUCAGCCAGAUCAAGCUGUCCCCGCUGGUUCCCAUGUGCGUCUGAAUCUACAGACUGGAGAGAGAGAAGUAAAGCUCUCAGAUGAGGAGAAAUACCAAAAUAACUUGAAAGAGCAAAAAAAAGGCCAAAGGUUGGACCUCAAUACACAUGGUUUCACAACUCAGGACCUCAAGAGUGCUCUUGAAAAAUUCAAGGAGGGAGCAGGGGCUGAAAAAGAAGAUAAGGCCCGGCAGGAAGAGGUCAGGCAACGUUUCCGUCCUAUUGAAGAUCUGAAGAAGGACUUUGAAGCCUUGAAUGUUGUCAUCGAGAGUGAUCUUCAGAUUAUGGUUCGGUUGAUCAAUCAAUUCAACAGCUCCAGUACCACUCUGGAAGAGAAGAUAAUGGCUCUCUAUGACCUGGAAUAUUAUGUCCAUCAGAUGGAUAAUGCCAGAGACCUGCUCUCCUUUGGGGGUCUUCAGGUGGUGAUCAAUGGGCUCAAUAGUACUGAAGACUUGGUGAAGGAGUAUUCUGCUUUUGUAUUGGGUGCUGCUUUCUCCAGUAAUCCCAAAGUUCAGGUCGAGGCCAUUGAAGGUGGUGCUCUCCAGAAGCUGCUGGUCAUCUUGGCAACUGACCAUCCUUUGGCUGUGAAGAAGAAGGUCCUGUUCGCUCUGUCUUCCCUCCUUCGGCAUUUUCCCUACGCGCAGCAGCAGUUCCUGAAGCUGGGAGGCUUGCACGUCCUCAGGAGCUUGGUCCAUGAGAAAGGCAUGGAGGUGCUAGCCGUGCGUGUGGUCACACUGCUCUAUGACUUGGUCACUGAAAAGAUGUUGGUAGAGACCGCAGAGCAGGACCAGGGCCCGCCAGAAGAGAAGGUCCAGCAGUACCGCCAGGUGGAGCUCCUGCCGGGCCUUCAGGAGCAGGGCUGGUGCGGCAUUGUGGCCGGGCUGCUGGGGCUGCCGGAGCAUGACAUGCGGGAGAAGGUGCUGCGGACGCUGGGCGCCCUGCUGGCCCCGUGCCGGGAGCGCUACCGUCGAGACACCCUCCUCAGCAGCAUGCUCCGGGGCUUACGGGACGAGUACCAGGAGCUGGCUGCCCUGGAGCUCCAGGACGGGGAGGAGAAUGGCUACUUCCAGGAGAUGCUGGGCACCAUCAACGGCUUCAUCCAGGAACUUUGAUGAGGUCCACCCUCGGGGCAGCACCAGACAGAGACGGGCCUGGGCUCAAAGGAACUCUAAUGGAGUGAAGGAAGCCUUCUCACACUGACACUGAAGUGUCCUGCUGACCCUGUGUUUUGGCCAUUAAAUGGAGGCGUUGAGAGUUUGUCAUUUGUCUUUUUAAUCUUCUUGAGAGUUCUGAUCUGGGGAUCGUCCCAUGGUAGAGGAAUAGCUGCACCCAAGUGUAUGGAAUAGAAAUUCACAGAAUUAUUCAGGAGCCAAGUGGCCGGGCUGGGAUGAAUGAAGGAAAAAAUUAACCAGUGGGGUCUUAUUUACAGUGUUGCUAAAUCAGGGUAAACCAGGAGCUCAGAAGUUGGGAUCCCCUAAGGGAUUUGUGGACAAAUUUUUAAGGCUGUCUGUGAAAUUGAAAGGAAAAAACAUUCUGAGAAAAUCAAUUUCCUUUGUAAUUAUUUUGUGCAUUUAGAAACAUUAUUUUGAGAAGAUCAUAUUAUUUCCUCAGACUGUCCAAAGUUCCAGGACAUGUAGAAUGUGAAUAUCCCCUAGGUUAAAUAACCGGGUAUUCAGUCAGUGAGGCCAGUAUUGAAGACAGGGACUCCCCCCAAUGACCUGAAUCCAAACCCUUUUGAACCCUUGUUUUUCAGUUCUGUAAAAAACCAGCACUAUUUCUGUGGCACUUAAAAGGUUUCAAAGAAACUUUUUUCACAAUAACCCUGUAAGACAUAGAUCUUGCUAUUAUUAGCACAUUUUACUGAUGAGAAGAUUGAAGUUCAGAGAUUAUAUGAUUUUAAGGAUCCAAAGUCCAGAGUUAGAUGUUAAAUGGCUCGGAUGUGGUCAACGGGCAAGAUUUGGAUUACGUUUGUACUCUUUCUGAGGAAUGGUGAAUGUCGAUGACUGUUUUGCAAAUCUUAAAUUUAGUAUAUAACUUGGCAUAGUAAUAUGAGCUGCUGUUGCUAUCAUGUUUGGUCCUCCUGAGAGUCUCCAAGGAAUUCAGAAGAGGGAUGAUAGCUCCAUUUACAGCUUUAAUUGUGAAGCCACAGAGCUGAGCCCCAGCGAUAAGCAGAGGGGUCAUCAUGUGGGACAGACGCAUCUUUCUUUCAUGCUGGCGUUUUUGUGGCCAGUGUUUGGCUUGAUGUGGUGGUCCUUCUGUUACGGAAGACCAAUGAUGUCACAAAUGAGGGAUGUCUUGAGUAUUCUGAUCAAGGAAGGGAUUGGAGGGGAGAGCUGGAUCAUAGACUUUAUAAGAACUCGUACCUUUCUUCCUGACUUCAGCUGAUGUCAUUUCUUCCAUCCAUCAGAUGAUUUUCAGGCAGUCCUGGGACCUUUGAUGACCAGAUAAGAGAGGUCCUAUCUGAGGCUGGGGAGAAAUGAAGGUCCAGGGCUCUUGUGUGGUCUCCAUGCCUAAUAAGGAGAGACUGUGCAUGGCAGCUGUGAGCGCGCAUCCUCGUUGCUAUGGCAACUCUGGCUUUAGGGUUUCCCAAUUUGGAUUCCUAUGUUUGUUUUUCUACCUUUCCCAAUGCACCAGCCGGACUAGGCUGGCUCCCUCCCUUCCUUUCCAAAGAAAACAUGAGAAAACUUAAAUCUUGAUGAGGACUGGCUCCUUGGGUCCAGGGAUUAAAUUUGAGGCCCAUUGGGAAGGGAUUUGGGAUAUAGAUUAUGCUCAGGUAACUUGAUUUUACUUUACAUCCAGGUCUCUCUGCUUGACCCAAGGCUCCAGCUUAUUUUUGGGAUCGGGAAAGGCUUGAAAAGUACUUGGAAUAGGCUUUUCUAGGCUCCCCACCUUUCCCUGAGUAGGGAGGGAAGAAUUAUGGUCCUGGGGUGGGUUCCAUACUUACCCUACUCAGAGCAGAAAUAGGAAUUCAUCGCAGCUGGCUGAGCUUAGGGCCCUUUCUCUGUGAGGAUCUCCCUCAUUGCAGUAUUUCUGUCCCCAUGAUCUCAGCCCUUUCUAAUCCUUACCAACCAGGGCAUGAGAAGAUCAGGGGUAGCAGAAUGAUCAGACGUGGCCCAGCCCCCAGCACAACAGAAGUAUAUCUUGCCCAGACCCACCUACCCUACUGCCGGAGUUGCUAUAUAAGGACUUAAAAGGAAGAAAGAUGAAAGUUGGAAGAGCCUCCCAGGGUCCCAGAAGGGAAGUUAGGAGCAGAGAGCAGGCAAGGUUGGGGCAGGGCCAUUUCCUGGGCACCAUGCCCCGACCUUUGAUCUUUGAGGUCAUAAAGGACAGGUCCUGUCCCAAGAUCAGCUACAUCUAGGGCCCAAUUUCUCCCUAGUCUGCUGUAUUUCCUUCCUAGGAAGAGGCCCGCUGCAGAGGGCCGGACCUGGAUGCUGGGCUUCGUGGGGCCUGUCACACCUCCCCUCCUGGAGGCUCCUUAGGCUCUUGCAGUUUGGGGCUGUGGGGCUAGGACAUGUUCACAUUUGAUUGAGAUUGGACUGAGACAUUACCAGAGAUACCCAACCCCCGAGAUGUGGCUGCUGGUCUGUACAGUCCAGGCUAGAUCUGAGGAUCAUCCAUUAGUAAAUGCUUCUCAACUUGCUCUUGUGUUAGUUAAGCCAUUGCAGCAUUCCCCGAGUGCCUUCCUGUCCCCAUUCCUAUCAGAGAACAUGGUCGCUGACCCCAAAGAGCUGUCAUUCUGGUAACAAAUGGAGGCCUGUCUGUCUGUUGUGGGCUGGGCUCCCGACCUGGCUUCUUUUCCUCCACAGGUCUUUAUUUUCAGCGUAUCAGUCACUGUAAUGUAUGGAGUAUGAUGAUCAUGGACGCAGUGAUUGAGGUACAUACAGACUGCUACUGUGGGGGCUCAAUUUCCUGAAUGACAAUUGAGGGAAUGAGGUUAAUUGGGGGUGGCUUUUAUUGUUCCUUACAGCCUGAGGCCCAAGAGCUAGACAGAUUAGAAUAGUUUUUCCUACUGGCCAUAUCCUCCGAGUGGUUCAGAGAACAGAUUACACUGCAGACAUGAUGGAUAUUACAACCCCCACCAAUAGGCAAUAUCUCCUCUCUCUUCUUGCCUAGGAGUCAGGGAUAAAUAAAUGACUUGUGGGUACAACAUGGUAAGUGUGAUCAGCCCGUUUGGAACAUUGGUUCCCAUAGGGGACUCCUUAGCUUUUUUAGGGUGAUUUGGGGCUAUAUUGAGCAAAGUUUUUAAAAGAGUAGUUAAAACUUGAUCUGACUAGACCUGGGAGUGAAUGGAGCUGGUAUGAGUGGUGUUGGAAAUAUUCCUCGAUUCUUUGCAUUUCACAAGGAAAGAGAUUCGGCCAUUAGGCCAUAGCAAUAAUCCAGAACUAAGGCAAGGCAGAGAAAAUGAAGAUGGGUUUAAAAAAAAAAAAAAAUUAGUUUUUAAAGGAGGAAA
Molecule: messenger RNA, 5307 nt
Organism: Sarcophilus harrisii (Tasmanian devil)
Lineage: Eukaryota; Metazoa; Chordata; Mammalia; Dasyuromorphia; Dasyuridae
Gene: SIL1
Product: SIL1 nucleotide exchange factor
Exons: 11
Coding region: 587-1969 (460 amino acids)
Source: RefSeq, a predicted model, not a curated record